This is a messenger RNA of Pygocentrus nattereri (red-bellied piranha), 1842 nucleotides long. RefSeq names its product ddb1 and cul4 associated factor 13 (gene dcaf13). Bases 127 to 1464 code for a protein of 445 amino acids. Gene Ontology annotation, molecular function: protein binding. Gene Ontology annotation, biological process: maturation of SSU-rRNA from tricistronic rRNA transcript (SSU-rRNA, 5.8S rRNA, LSU-rRNA). Gene Ontology annotation, cellular component: nucleolus; small-subunit processome. The record is from RefSeq and is a predicted model, not a curated record. NCBI's taxonomy places the organism in Eukaryota, Metazoa, Chordata, Actinopteri, Characiformes, Serrasalmidae. The transcript has 11 exons.
CGCGCUCUUAUCACGUCACGUAAACACGUGGUUGGGCCAUGUUGAGUUUACUGUGUGCUUCAGCGCCGUGUGACUAGAUUGAGAUUAAGCCAAGCUGCAUAACAACACGCAGAUAAAUAAGGCGGCAUGAAGGUGAAAGUGCUUUGCAGGAACCCGGACGAUUAUGUUCGGGAGACGACGCGAGACAUCCAGCGUGUUCCCAGAAAUUAUGACCCUACGAUCCACCCAUUUGAAGUGUCCAGAGAGUACACCAGAGCUUUGAAUGCCACCAAGCUGGAACGCAUCUUCGCAAAGCCCUUUGUGGCCUCGCUGGAUGGCCACAGGGAUGGCAUUAACUGCCUGGCCAAGCAUGCAAAGACUCUGUCUGUGGUGUUGUCAGGUGCCUGUGAUGGAGAGGUGAAAAUCUGGAACCUGAGCAAGCGUGAAUGCAUGCGCACAAUCCAAGCUCACGAAGGCUUUGUGAGGGGAAUAUGCUCUCGCUUUUGUGGAUCCUCCUUUUUCACGGUAGGAGAUGACAAAACUGUCAAGCAGUGGAACAUGGAGCCUCCUGGUCGUGGGCUGCAGGAAGAGCCUCUGAACACUAUUCUUGGGAAGGCGGUAUACACAGGCAUUGACCACCACCAGACAGAAGGCACGUUUGCUACCUGCGGUCAGACUGUGGAUAUCUGGGACGAGCAAAGGAGCAGCCCCAUCCGCUCCUUCAGCUGGGGGGUGGACAGCUUCAGCUGUGUUCGCUAUAAUCCUGUGGAGACUGAACUUCUUGCCAGCUGUGCCUCAGAUAGAAGUAUCAUUCUGUACGACAUGAGGGAAUCUGCACCACUUAAAAAGAUCAUAAUGCAACUGAGAAGUAACACGCUGUGCUGGAACCCCAUGGAAGCAUACAAUUUCACAUGCUCCAAUGAGGACUACAAUCUGUACACAUAUGAUAUGAGGCGCCUGGACGUUCCAGUGACCGUACACAUGGACCACGUCUCUGCUGUGCUGGAUGUGGACUACUCCCCCACAGGGAAAGAGUUUGUAUCAGCCAGUUUCGAUAAGACUAUCCGCAUCUUCCCCAAAAACAGUGGCCACAGCAGGGAGGUGUACCACACCAAGCGCAUGCAGCACGUCAUCUGUGUGAAAUGGUCAGCUGACAAUAAGUACAUCCUGAGCGGCUCAGAUGAAAUGAACAUCCGGCUCUGGAAGGCCAACGCCUCGGAGAAGUUGGGACUGCUUACCCCCAGAGAGAAGGCAGCUCUUAACUACAACCAGAAGCUGAGGGACAAGUUCCAGCACCAUCCGCAGGUGCGACGCAUUGCCCGCCACCGCCACCUGCCCAGAGACCUCUUCAAACAGAAGCGAGAGCUGCGUGAGAUGAAGGAAGCACGACGUAGGAAGGCACAAAACGUACGCAAACACAGCAAGCCGGGCUCCGUUCCCUUGGUGACCGAGAAGGAGAAACACGUGGUGUCUGUAGUGGAAUAAUAACGGGCCAAUUUGCUGAAGGGCUUCAGUCAUCCUGAACGAACACGCCCAUCCUUUAAAGACAUUUUGACCUGAAGACCCCUCCAGUAAAGCCAUUCCAAAACUUUUUUUUGGUGAACAAGUUUUCAGCUAAUCCAUAUUUUACUUUGUUUUUUUGGAGGACUGUCUGGAGACCAGCUGUGAUGGUCAUAGUGAGACGUCAAGGGUCAUAGUUCUUUUUAUUAUCACUGUAAAGAAUCUGCUAAGUGAUUUCUGUACUACAUUAUUGUGGAGUAUUACUAGGUUGUUCUACAGCAGUAAGGUGUCAUGUUCCUGAAUGUUUAUGACCUGAAUUACUCACAGACCUUGGAGAAAUAAAUAGACUUUAUACAAUCAUAA